Messenger RNA from Raphanus sativus (radish), 937 nucleotides. RefSeq names its product NADH dehydrogenase [ubiquinone] iron-sulfur protein 7, mitochondrial. Gene Ontology annotation, biological process: electron transport coupled proton transport; mitochondrial respiratory chain complex I assembly; aerobic respiration. The record is from RefSeq and is a predicted model, not a curated record. The transcript has 2 exons. Gene Ontology annotation, molecular function: NADH dehydrogenase (ubiquinone) activity; quinone binding; 4 iron, 4 sulfur cluster binding. The coding region runs from base 46 to 711 and encodes 221 amino acids. Lineage: Eukaryota; Viridiplantae; Streptophyta; Magnoliopsida; Brassicales; Brassicaceae.
UUAUAGUGACAACUCCACGACGAGAGGAGACAACAAAAAAAAAAUAUGGCCAUGAUCACGCGCAACACCGCCACGCGACUCCCUCUCCUCCUCCAAUCCCAAUCCCAACGCGCAGCCGCCGCCGCGGUCUCUCACAUCCACACAUCCCCACCCGCUCUCUCCCCCUCGACAUCGCCGGCUUCCUACACCAGACCAGGUGGUCCUCCUCCUUCCGCCUCGCCGCCUCCGCCGGGUCUCUCGAAGACGGCGGAGUUCGUGAUCUCGAAAGUCGACGAUCUCAUGAACUGGGCUCGCAGGGGAUCGAUCUGGCCCAUGACCUUCGGCCUCGCGUGCUGCGCCGUGGAAAUGAUGCACACCGGUGCUGCUCGCUACGAUCUGGAUCGGUUCGGUAUCAUCUUCAGGCCUAGUCCUCGCCAGUCCGAUUGUAUGAUUGUCGCCGGGACGCUUACUAACAAGAUGGCUCCUGCUCUUCGCAAGGUGUAUGACCAAAUGCCGGAGCCAAGGUGGGUGAUAUCGAUGGGAAGCUGCGCCAACGGAGGUGGUUACUACCACUACUCGUACUCUGUGGUUCGAGGCUGUGACAGAAUUGUGCCAGUGGACAUAUACGUCCCUGGGUGCCCUCCAACAGCUGAGGCUUUGCUCUAUGGGCUCCUCCAGCUUCAGAAGAAAAUCAACAGGCGCAAAGAUUUCUUACACUGGUGGAACAAGUGAAUCAAAAUCCUCCUUCUUUACCAAUGCCAAAGCGAGUUUUGUUUUCAGACGAAUGUUACCAAAAAGCUUGGGGCUAAUAUAAAACGUGGACGUUUCAAUGCAAAUGUUUCUUUGUCGUGGAGAUUCCCCUGUAAAGGAGUGAACUUCCCAAUUUAUUUGUGAAAACUUAAACAAAUAUAAGAUUCUGUUGUCUGUUCUUUUUUUUUGUCAUAUGAUUCUUCUGAUU